Messenger RNA from Acanthosepion pharaonis, 855 nucleotides. The record is from the annotation of a GenBank genome assembly. NCBI's taxonomy places the organism in Eukaryota, Metazoa, Mollusca, Cephalopoda, Sepiida, Sepiidae.
AUGCUCCCUCAGAGGCCAGAAAAAGUUCCUUUCUCACUCUCCUUUCCCCUUUUCAUCUCUCUCUCUCCUUUUCUCCUUUCUUGCUCUUACUUCCUGCUUUUUACCUUUUCUCUUUUGACUUUUUCUUUUCUUUUCAAUUUUUUAAAUCCUGUCUCAAAUGGCCACUUCACUUUCUCACUUUUUCUUUUCUUAUUACUUUCAGUUUUUCUUUUUACCUCUUUGUCUCUCUUCUCUUUCAUCUCACACUAUUUUUCUUGUGUUUUUUCUUUCUUGCUACACAUUCUCUCUCUUUACACUUCUCUCAUUUUGAUCUCUCUUUACACUUCUCUCAUUUUGAUCUCUCUUUACACUUAUCUGACGUUGAUCUCUCUUUACACUUAUCUGACGUUGAUCUCUUUACACUUAUCUGACGUUGAUCUCUCUUUACACUUAUCUGACGUUGAUCUCUCUUUACACUUAUCUGACGUUGAUCUCUCUUUACACUUAUCUGACGUUGAUCUCUCUUUACACUUAUCUGACGUUGAUCUCUCUUUACACUUAUCUGACGUUGAUCUCUCUUUACACUUAUCUGACUUUCCCUUUCUGUAUACUUCACUUUCCCUUUCUUUAUACUUAUCUCACUUUCUCUCUCUUUACACUUCUCCCUCUUUCUCUCUGAUUACUCUCACUUUACGCUUCUCUCUCAUUUCCCUCUCUUUACGCUUCUCUCUCAUUUCCCUCUCUUUACGCUUCUCUCUCAUUUCCCUCUCUUUACACUUCUCUCUCAUUUCCCUCUCUUUACACUUCUCUCUCAUUUCCCUCUCUUUACGCUUCUCUCUCAUUUCCCUCUCUUUACGCUUCUCUCCCAGUUUAUGA